AUGAACCGGCGAUUUGGUCUUGGCGCCACGGGGGCUCCGGUUUGGGACAAACGCAGGGACGCGCGCUCCUUUCGUCAUUCCCGCGGUGCGCCGAGGAGGAAGGAUUCGGGGGUCGCAGCCAUGGGGGCGACGGCGUUCGUGGGGCGGUGCAUGUUCGCCUUCGUCUUCCUGGCGUCGGCCGUGAACAAGCUCCAGACCCUGAGCGACCCGAUCGCGGGCGCCGCGACGCUCGCGUCGAUCGCUCCGCGCCUCGCGGCUGCGCGCGCGCUCUUCGCUUCGAAGAUUGGAUUCCCCCUCUACCUCGUCCUCCCGUUCACCGACGGACAGCUGUUGCUUCUCGGGACGCUGACGGAGGGGGUGGGGGCGGUGUUGUUCGUGGCGGACUCGUCGCUGGGCGCCAAGAUGCUCAUGCUGUUCACCCUCGUCGUGACGCCGGUGAUGCACGCUUUCUGGCUCAUUCCCGACAAGCACAGCGCGGGGUACCAGGUGGAGAUGAUUAUGUUUUACAAGAACGUGGCGAUGUUCGGGGCGCUGCUGUUCUGGCACGCGACGCGCCCGGUUGUGGUGGGAUCCAGGCGGGGUGGUGCGCGAGGGAUCUCGAGCGCCGUCGGCAGGGUCAAGUGGGAGUGA
Micromonas commoda is the source of this 630-nucleotide messenger RNA. RefSeq lists its product with no specific name. The record is from RefSeq and is a predicted model, not a curated record. Lineage: Eukaryota; Viridiplantae; Chlorophyta; Mamiellophyceae; Mamiellales; Mamiellaceae. The transcript has a single exon. The coding region runs from base 1 to 630 and encodes 209 amino acids.